Molecule: messenger RNA, 1689 nt
Organism: Paramecium pentaurelia
Lineage: Eukaryota; Ciliophora; Oligohymenophorea; Peniculida; Parameciidae
Source: the annotation of a GenBank genome assembly
AUGGAUAUUACUUUGACUUUUAAAGAUCCUCAAGAAGAAAUCAAUUAUGGAAUUUAUUCACAUAAAAUAGACUUUAAUUUAUUUAGAAGACUUCUCUACAGUAUGUUGCUUGGGUCUUUUUCAGGGUCUAUUUAUUUUCUAAUUAUUGGAAACUAUUUAUAUAUUACUUUGGGCAGCUACAUGUUUGUUUAGACAAUUAUUGCUAUUUUGCUUUCCAAAAAAUCCAUAUAAUAUCUUAAUAUUGUUGCUUUAGUGUAUCAGAUCGAAAUUUAAACACUGUUAGCUACCCUAAUUACUUUAUUAGACAGCUCUUUGCAUCGAGGCACCAUAAUGAUGAUCACCACUGCUGCAUUUCAAAUGUCAGUGUGGUAAAUUUGAUAUAUAAAAGUCUUUAGCUUAUCCAUAGGGACAAAGUGUACUUUGAAACUUCUAGUGAGCCUAUAUUCAACCAUAAUUUAAUUAGUACUUAGUUUACUUAUUGAAACAGUAAGUCUAGUUUGGAUAGGAUUUGCAUUCUUCUCUUUAUUGUUUGCCUUUCAAGUGACAUAUUACUAAGAAUUUGAAAAGAGAUAAAAGUAUACUCUACACUAAAAUGCUUAAAAAAUAAAAGAGAAUUUAUUAAAUCAAAUUGAAAUACCCAUUCUUAAAUGUUUCAGUAAUGAAAAUGAUAUUAAAUUGAUUUAUUCAGAAUCUAAUAAAUGUGCCUAGACUACACUUAGAAUUACUGAUCAAAACAGUUUUAUCAAAUUCACUAGAGAUGUCAUCAUUUUAGAAGGUAAAACCACAUCAAUAUUAACAAAAUAAUCAUCUACUUUGCAAUUUUCAGGAAAAUAGAAUUUGGAAUAAUUGAUUCAUAGAUUUUUUAAAAAACAAGUUGGAGAGGAUUCAAUACUUCAUAAAACUUUUUAGGCCUAUAGAUGUAGAGUUAAACACUUAUCUUAAGAAUAUUUGUGUUAAUUAAUAUUAUUACAUGAAGAUUAACCAUUAUGUGUAAUAUAUCUAUAAAAAACUUAUGAUGAUUUUAUUGUAAAAACAAAUGAAAAAAUGAUUGUUUUAAAUUAAUUAUUAAAGAGAUGUGUUAAAGAAAAUUUUGAGAAAAUUAGUACUUAAUAAGAAUGUAUAUCUUUAUUAUAUAAAAAUUUAAAGUAAAACAAUUUAAUUGAAAUCAUUAAUAAAUUAGCUUAAGAACUCUUUUCAUUAAAUAUCUACUUUGCUAAUUGUAAAAUAUUGUUUAAUUCUUAACAUUUACACUUUUCAACCAAAAAACAACAUAAUCUAACAGGUCUUAUUUAAUCAAUAGUAUUCCAUUUUAAACAUUCCUUAUAAUUUAAAUCUAUUUCUGUAUCUCUUAAAGCAAAAUCUGAUAUUAUAGUUGAAGAAAAUGAAAUUCUUAUUAGAUAAUUACUUUAUAACAUAAUUGAGAAUGCUAUUCAAUUUGCUAAAGAUAAGAUAAAGAUUGAAAUCAACUAAUUUUUUGAUAGCAAUAUUAAACAUUAAAUUGUUGAAGUUAAAUUUGUUAAUUCUAUAGAUUAAAGUAAUCUAAAAAAUAAUAAUGAUAAUAAAUAAUUAAGAAUGGGACAUUUGGUUAUAAAUAAGAUUUUAAAAUUAAUAAGCCCAUACUCUUAAUUAUAAAUCUAAUAAGAUGAAAGUAAUUAUAGUGUAAAGUUUUAUUUGUUUCAACAAUUUUGA